Molecule: messenger RNA, 1320 nt
Organism: Morchella sextelata
Lineage: Eukaryota; Fungi; Ascomycota; Pezizomycetes; Pezizales; Morchellaceae
Exons: 1
Coding region: 1-1320 (439 amino acids)
Biological process (GO): mitochondrial translational initiation
Cellular component (GO): mitochondrial small ribosomal subunit
Molecular function (GO): structural constituent of ribosome
Source: RefSeq, a predicted model, not a curated record
AUGUCGGCCGCCAAACGCUUCUCCCCCGGCGCCUCCCUCCUCCGCCGCUCCCGCCUCCUCUCCAUGCCCGCGCCCGUCCCCCCGCCCCCCUCCUACUUCCUCACCAACCCAGACGUCGCCCCACACCCCACCGUCCAAGCCAUCACCACUCCCGGCUCCUCCCACUCCCGCGGUAACUGGGGCCUCAAGCGCGACCUCCCCACCAAAACCCGCUACCCCUUCCUCCGCUACACGGCCCUCGACACACUCGCGCACUUCACGACCUACGAGUCCGCCUCCGACGACGUGCUCACGCUCAAGAAGUGGCAAGAAAUGGACAUCCCGCUGCUCCGCGGGCCCACAAUCGACUCCUCGGCCCUGGCGAGCAUGUACACCGUGCGCCACAGCGUCUUCGACUUCUCCCCCGACGCCCCCCACCGCGAGAGCUACACAUGGCGAUUCAAGGGCCCGUACAUCCCCGACAUGCCAGCAGGCGACUUUGCGCGCUAUAUCGAUACGCAGGUGAAACCGCGCCGCGCAGAGUUCCGCGAGUUCGUCGCCCGCAACCAACGCCGCUUUGCGAGCCAGCCGGAGGCCGACCUGCGCCCCUCCCACACCCCCGCUGCCCCCGCUGCCCCCGCUGCCCCCGCUGCCCCCGCUGCCCCCGCUGCCCCCGCCGCCCCCGAGGCACCGGCGGAGGUGGAGGUAGACAUGUUGGCGCUCCGCGCAGACACGUUUCUGCUGGGCCGCCUGGUCGUGGCGUUCCUGGACCUGCCGACGCUGACGCGGCCGCACCGCACGCACCCGUCUGGCGGGCUGCACUACACGCGGUCCACAGCGCCGGUACGGAACGACGCUGAGGGCGGGCCGCAGGGCGAGCCAAAGGCCGUGACGGGACGGUACAUGAACUACAAUGGGGCGUACGGGACCAUGAUUGGUGUUGGAGGUUUCGUGGCCAAGAGCGUGGACGCCAUGCGGCUGGAUGAUCCGUUGAAGCUGUACAACAACCGGCAGCACACGCGGAAGUAUGUUCCUGGCAAGGCGCGGCUGGAUGCGCUGGGGCGCGUGCUGCUGGAUGUGGAUACGGUGAAUGAGGAGGGGGGACGGGGAAUGUAUGGGCAGAGGGGGGGCGGCGAUGCGGCGGCGCUGUUGAGGGGCUUUGGCACGACGAGGAGGUGGGAUUCGUUGUAUAAUGCGGAUAGGGAGAUUAAUGGGCCUGCGCAGGGGCAGAGGGCGGGCGUCGGGAUGGGAGGAGGGAUCGGAGGAGGGGUGGGCGGGAGGAGGGAUGGAGGCCAUACGGAGGCCAUUAUGGAUCUGUUGGAUCCGAGUAAGAGGCGUUAG